Carassius gibelio (silver crucian carp) is the source of this 2679-nucleotide messenger RNA. RefSeq names its product 3-hydroxyisobutyrate dehydrogenase, mitochondrial. Lineage: Eukaryota; Metazoa; Chordata; Actinopteri; Cypriniformes; Cyprinidae. Bases 60 to 1049 code for a protein of 329 amino acids. Gene Ontology annotation, cellular component: mitochondrion. The transcript has 8 exons. Gene Ontology annotation, biological process: L-valine catabolic process. The record is from RefSeq and is a predicted model, not a curated record. Gene Ontology annotation, molecular function: NAD binding; NADP binding; 3-hydroxyisobutyrate dehydrogenase activity.
CCGCCCCCUGAGUUCCUGACUCGUACUGUAUUGAGGCACCGAGGUCAAGAGAAAUAAGCAUGGCCGCUUUGUUCAGAGGGUGUCGAAAUUUUUUAAAAAGAAACAAUAAGCAUGUGGAGCUCACUUUGGUAUCCUGCAGAUCAAUGGCUUCCAAGACCCCAGUGGGUUUUAUUGGACUGGGUAACAUGGGGACACCUAUGGCUAGAAAUUUACUGAAGCAUGGAUAUCCUGUCAUUGCUACAGAUGUCUUCCCAGAGUCUUGCAAGGAGUUUCAGGACUCAGGAGCGCAGAUCCUGGAUUGCCCUGCUGAAGUGGCUGAUAAAGCUGACCGCAUCAUCACCAUGCUACCGUCCAGCCCCAACGUCAUUGAGGUUUACACAGGACCCAAUGGCAUACUUAAGAAGGUAAAAAAAGGCACCCUUCUGAUUGACUCCAGCACCAUCGACCCUGAAGUGUCCAAAGAGAUGGCUGUUACUGCUGAGAAGUUGGGUGCAGUGUUCAUGGAUGCUCCGGUGUCAGGAGGUGUUGGUGCAGCCAGUCUGGCUAAACUCACCUUCAUGGUGGGCGGAGUUGAGGAGGAAUUUAAUGCUGCCCAGGAGCUGCUCACGUGUAUGGGAGCAAAUGUAGUGUACUGCGGCCAAGUUGGGAGUGGACAGGCAGCGAAAAUCUGCAACAACAUGCUGUUAGCAAUUGGCAUGAUUGGUACAGCAGAGACCAUGAACCUCGGAAUCAGACUGGGUUUGGAUCCAAAGCUGCUGGCAAAGAUUCUGAACAUGAGCUCAGGACGAUGUUGGUCUAGUGACAAGUAUAACCCUGUCCCAGGUGUCAUGGAAGGAGUGCCCUCCGCAAACAACUACCAGGGAGGCUUUGGCACAAAGCUAAUGGCUAAAGAUCUUGGUUUUGCUCAGAACACUGCGUCCAGUACACGGACCCCAAUUCCUCUUGGUUCUUUGGCACACCAGAUCUACCGCACAAUGUGUGCUCACGGCUACUCAAACAAAGACUUUUCCUCCAUCUUCCAGUUUUUACGAGAGGAGGGGGUACAGUAGGUCAAGUGGAACUGGCCCAUAAUCUGUGUGAGAAACAGACAUUAUGAUUGGCUGGUUUAGUAUUGAUAUGCAUAUGUGUCUAAUUUGAAAGGGAUGUUACAGGUAUGUUGAAGCUAAUGAGUGUAGCAUUAAGAGACUGAUACUUCUGUUAGGUUGUAGCCUGAUGCUGACAUUCAAAACUUCGCAGAGCCAUUUUUAAGUGUUUUUAGUUUUGUACGACCGGUUCAAACUGUUACUCAAGCUUGCUUACAUCACACAUUUACUGCAAUUGUUUACAGUCAUUAGAUUCCAUUUGAUUCUACUUCGAGCAGGUUCUGAACCAGAAUUGAUUUUAGGUCGUGAUCAGACACUGUUAGAAUGCAGUGAUGCAUAAACAUACCUCAUCUGUUUCAGUUUUCCCUAAACUGAAUCGAAACUGUGAAAAAUUUUACAAAGUAGUGGGUCCCCCAUUUUUUCUUGAAAAGUUACAUUAAAGGAAUAAGUGCCCCAAAAAUUAAAAAUGUUGAAAAUGUAGUCUUCCUCAGGCCAUCCAAGAAGUAGAUGAGUUUGUUUAUUCAUUGGAACAGAUUUUGAGUAAUUUAGCAUUACAUCACUUGUUCACCAAUGGAUCAUCUGCAGUAAAUGGGUGCAAUUAGAAUGAGAGUCCUAACAGCUGAUAAAAACAUCACAAUAAUCCACAUAUAAUCCAGUCCAUCAAUUAAUAUCUUGUGAAGUGAGAAGCUGUGUGGUUGUGAGAAACAGUACCAUCAUUAAGAGGUUUUAACUUCAAACCACUGCUCCUGGCUAAAAUGCAUGUCCUCCAAACAUUAUUUUGCUUUCUCCAGUAAAAAGGACAUUUAAUCCGAAUCGAGAGAAAUAUGCACAGAUCAAAAGAGUUCUAAACCAAUAUGUCAGUGGAUUUUGACGUGAGACAGGUGAUGGACUUUUUCACUGGAGGAAGCGUUUUUAUUGAUUAUGAACUUUUAAAGUUUUAAACUCUUUAAAGUUAAAAUGCCUUAAUAAUGGAUUCCUUUAUUUAAACAAUGAACACACAGCUUUUCGCAUCACAAUAAUUGGACAGCCAAUAAUUGAUGGACUGGAGUCAUGUGGAUCAUUUGUGUGAUGUUUUUAUCAGCUGUUUGGACUCUCACUUUGACGGCACCCAUUCGCUGCAGAGAAUCCAUUGGUGAACAAGUGAUGUAAUGCUUAAUUUCUCCAAAUCUGUUCCAAUUAAAAAUAAACCCAUGUACAUCUUGGAUAGCCUGAGGGAAAACUUUCAGCAAAUUUCCAUUAUUGGUGAACUAUUCCAUUAAAACGUACCUCUGUUUUACACUAGAUAGAUUAUACACUUGCGUAUCUGUCUUUAUUCUGACCACAAUUUUUCUUGUUUUUCAUUUCUUAUCCACAAAACAAAGGGUUUAAAGUCGCCCUGUAGUGUAUGUACAUAUGUAUAUUUGUAAUGGUGCUGUAUUGAGAAUGAGCAGUGUUAAUGGUCUCUAUUUUACAGAGGACCUGUUGACCCUCACUAAGAAGAGACCGAUGCCAUCUGUGUGCUAGGCACAUACACACGCACAAGGCUCAAGAAUCAUGGUGUGUCCUCUAUACAAAAUGUUCUUGUUCAUAUUAUGUCCUCAAUAAAGAAGUUAAGUGA